This is a messenger RNA of Phoenix dactylifera (date palm), 1844 nucleotides long. The record is from RefSeq and is a predicted model, not a curated record. Lineage: Eukaryota; Viridiplantae; Streptophyta; Magnoliopsida; Arecales; Arecaceae.
ACCGACGUGGGCCGCGAUGUCCCCACCACUCUUCUUCGUGAUUAAGCGGAGGGACCUCAACCUCAUCCCCUCGACCCGGGUCACUUGGAGGACAUGGCAUCCUCUACGCUCGCGUCGCCUCUCUGGCUUUCCCGCUCUGCUUUCCUUCUAAAAACUUCACUCCUACCUUCGGGAACUAGGGCUUUGACUCGCGGCUUUACAGGACCUCGCCAACCCCCCACCUCCCUCUCCCCCCUCUCUCUGAAGCCCUCUUUCAAACACCUUUCUGCUAUACCAUCAGCUUCUGGCAUCUUUGCUCAAAAAUCCUCGGACUUGGAGCGGAGCUUCGCUCGAGAGGAUGUUGUGAUUCUUGGCAUCGAAACCAGCUGCGAUGAUACUGCCGCGGCUGUUGUCAGAGGCAAUGGAGAAAUUCUUAGUCAAGUUGUGUCUUCGCAGGCAGAUUUGCUGUCACGUUAUGGAGGUGUUGCUCCUAAAAUGGCUGAAGAAGCACAUUCUCUUGUAAUCGACCAGGUUGUACAACAGACACUUGAUAAUGCAAAUUUAACAGAAAAGAAUCUUUCUGCAGUUGCUGUUACAAUUGGACCAGGUUUAAGUCUUUGUCUGCGGGUUGGUGUAUGCAAGGCUCGAAGAAUAGCUGGAAAUUUUAGUUUGCCUAUCAUCGGUAUACAUCAUAUGGAAGCACAUGCUCUGGUUGCUAGGCUGGUUGAGAAGGACCUGCAGUUUCCUUUUUUGGCUCUUCUUAUUUCAGGUGGACACAAUCUCCUUAUUCUUGCCCACGGACUUGGUCAUUAUGUUCAACUUGGGACAACAAUAGAUGAUGCAAUUGGUGAAGCAUAUGACAAGACAGCAAGAUGGCUUGGCCUUGAUAUGAGAAAAGGUGGUGGCCCAGCUCUUGAAGAACUUGCUCGGGAAGGUGAUGCAAACUCUUUCAAGUUCUCAAUUCCUAUGAGACAGCAUAAGGACUGCAAUUUCUCAUAUGCUGGUCUAAAGACUCAAGUUAGAAUGGCCAUCGAAUCCAAAAAUCUAUCUAUAGAAAAUAAUUCCAUUUCUUCUACAAGUAGCCAGGAAAGAAGGUUACGAGCAGAUAUUGCUGCAUCUUUUCAGCGAGUUGCUGUAUUGCAUUUGGAAGAGAGGUGUGAACGAGCAAUUGAAUGGGCAAUGAAGAUUGAACCUUCUAUUAAAUGUUUGGUAGUUUCAGGAGGUGUUGCAUCAAAUCAGUAUGUUAGAACUCGUCUGAACCAUGUUGUUGAGAAGAAUGGGCUUCAACUUGCAUGCCCUCCUCCUAGCCUUUGUACUGAUAAUGGUGUAAUGGUUGCUUGGACCGGGAUUGAGCACUUCCUAUGUGGAAGAUUUGAUCCUCCCCCUCGUGCUGAUGAGCCUGAAGAUUCUAUGGUUCGUAUCAACUCUUUUUGGUUUGACUUGCGUCCAAGGUGGCCGUUGGGUGAGGAACACUCCCAAGGGAAAAGCGAAGCUCGUUCCUUGAAAAGAGCCAGGGUACACCCAUCACUUACAUCCAUCAUACAAGGUUCUGCUCAACAAGAAGUGUAGCUUUGUGAAUUUCUAACUGAUCUGAUAUUUGAACGGUCCACAGGAUGUUCCUGAAAUGGAGGUUAUCAUCUCAAACCACAUCCAGAACACCGGCGGUUACCAUAGCUUGCUCAUGCGGUGCUCUUUGUAAAUUAAGCAGCUGAGGACAGUGAUGAAUGUCUAAUUCAAAAUUUUCUUGUCCUUUUUAUUGGCAGCCAAUAUGAUGAAUACCAUUUAAGAUGUCUUUGUUCAGGAUGUUGCAUCUUUUUAACAACUUCUGUUAAUACUUUCCCUUAAUUAUAUGAGGCACUUGUAUC